AUGUCCAUCUACUCGCGCAUGUUCCGCUACCGCGAGCUCGACGAGAACAACAAGCCCAUUGACCGGACGAAGAUCGUUCAGAACUCACCACUACUCAAUCUCCCUCGAGAACUACGAGACGAGAUCCUCUGUCAUAUACUGGAAGCCCGCAAUGAACCACCGCGAUAUCCUCCGACCGUGGGACGAAGAACGAAACUCCACGACAUCCACUACCCACCUUACGUCCCCUUUCGAUACCCAUCCUGGGUCUGGGUCUGUCGACAGCUGCGGAACGAAUGCUUCGAAAAGGUGUCAGGCCGCACAGCAGGCCGGCCGUUGAAAGCCGAGCUGGACAUAAUCUUCAAGGGCUACCUCUCCUGGCCGACGUGGACUUAUCUUCCGCCGCUGCUGCCGCGAGAGAAACCGUUUGAUCUGGACGUGACGCUACGGAUCUUCAGCACAGAGGCGUUUCGCUCCAAUGAUGGAUGGCCGAGACAGCCGGACGGCGACAACCUGUACCGCAUCAACCAGUUGUCGGUUCAAGUAUCGUUCCAUGACGAUUACUCUCCGGACACCUUCCCGGAGACUGCCCACAACAUCUUCCGAAUGCUGAAGGAACUGGCGACCGUGGGCUUGACGGACAACAUCGUCAAGACCGUCAGCGCGCACACAGAGUACGUCCAGCGAGGAAAGACGAUAGUGUUCAAAGGCGAAUGGGACGUUCCAGAGGAAUCCGAUGAUGAGAAGAAGAAGGAGUGGAACCAAAUCGGCUUCUUCUGUCCGGCGCAGCUCUACUCGAGGUCGAGGUAUCCGACAUCUCAUAGCACCUGA
Saxophila tyrrhenica is the source of this 810-nucleotide messenger RNA. RefSeq lists its product as uncharacterized. The record is from RefSeq and is a predicted model, not a curated record. The transcript has 2 exons. The coding region runs from base 1 to 810 and encodes 269 amino acids. NCBI's taxonomy places the organism in Eukaryota, Fungi, Ascomycota, Dothideomycetes, Mycosphaerellales, Extremaceae.